GAAAUUUCCCUUGUAAGGUGAAGAGAGAAAUUAAUUAGCUACUAAAGGCUUGCAAAAUGGAGAUCCAAGAGUCAUGGCUGGAUACGAGGUUCACUUGCAGCAAUAGCAAUGGCGGCUGUGACAAGCUCAAGGUCGAUCGAUACAAAUCCGGAGCAACUCAUUCCCUCCAAUGUUUCAGGGUCCUGACAAAAAACGUUGUCCUUGAAGGUUGGUCGGAGGUUGAGAAGCGCUUUGACGGGUUGGCAAUUGAGGGAAAACUACUCAAGACUCGCUUCAACGAAUGCAUAGGAAUGAGCGAGUUGAAGGAUUUUGCUUGUAAGUUGUUUGAUGCAUUAGCUCGUCGUCGAGGCAUAACAUCAGCUUCCAUAACCAAAGAUGAGUUGCGUGAAAUUUGGGAGCAGAUUACAAAUCAAAGCUUUGAUUCAAGGGUUCAGACCUUUUUUGACUUGGUAGACAAGAAUGCUGAUGGACGAAUUAAUGAAGAACAAGUAAAAGAGAUUAUCUCCCUUAGUGCUUCAUCUAAUAAGUUGUCAAAAAUACAAGAACGCUCUGGGGAAUAUGCUUCCCUUAUCAUGGAGGAGCUGGAUCCGGACAACCUUGGAUACAUUGAGUUGUACAGCUUGGAAAUGCUUCUAUUGCAAGCCUCAGCACAAUCAACCACAGAUAGUAAGGUGGUGAGUCAAAUGUUGAGCCAAAAGUUUGUUCCUACCAAAGAGAGGAACCCCAUCAAGCGGGGGCUCCAAGCACUAGCAUACUUUAUACAGGACAAUUGGAAACGUAUUUGGGUUAUGGCCCUGUGGCUCUCUAUUUGUGUAGCACUUUUCACUUGGAAAUUUUUCCAGUACAAAAACCGUGCCGUAUUCGAUGUCAUGGGAUAUUGUGUUGUAGUAGCUAAGGGUGGCGCUGAGACACUCAAAUUUAACAUGGCCUUAAUCUUGUUUCCCAUCUGUAGAAACACCAUAACUUGGCUCAGAAGCAAGACCAAGUUAGGAAUGGUAGUCCCAUUUGAUGACAACGUUAACUUUCAUAAGGUUAUCGCUUUCGGCAUUGCAAUUGGGAUUGGAUUGCAUGCAGUUGCACAUUUGACUUGUGACUUCCCAAGGUUAUUACACACAACUGCAGCAGAAUAUGAACCUUUGAAACCAUUUUUUGGGAAGAACAAACCCGACAACUAUUGGUGGUUCUUGAAAGGGACCGAGGGUUGGACCGGAGUGCUCAUGGUGGUGCUUAUGGCCAUACCUUUUAUUUUGGCUCAACCUUGGGCUCGUAGGAACAGACUCAAACUCCCUAAACCUUUGAAGAAACUCACUGGUUUCAAUGCCUUUUGGUACUCCCAUCACCUUUUGAUCAUUGUCUAUGUGCUUCUUGUCAUUCACGGACACUUCCUUUACCUUAGCAAGAAAUGGUAUAAGAAUACGACGUGGAUGUAUCUCGCCGUUCCUAUGAUACUAUAUGAAAGCGAAAGGCUAAUUCGUGCUUUCAGGUCUUGCUUCAAAUAUGUGAGGAUUCAAUCGGUUUCCUGGUACACAGGAAAUGUAUUUGCAUUGAAAAUGUCUAAACCACAAGGAUUUAAGUACAUGAGUGGCCAGUAUAUUUAUGUUAACUGUUCAGACAUCUCCCCAUUUGAAUGGCAUCCCUUUUCUAUUACAUCAGCUCCAGAAGAUGACUACUUAAGCGUUCAUAUUCGAACUUUAGGUGACUGGACCUCUCAGCUGCAAGCUAUUUUGGAAAAAGCAUGUCAACCAUCAAGUGAUGACCAAAAAUGUAUUCUACAAGCUAAUACAUUAGCAGACACCAGCAAACCAAGGAUUCCAAGGCUCUGGAUUGAUGGACCUUAUGGGUCUCCAGCACAAGACUACAAAAACUAUGAAGUCCUCCUUCUCGUGGGGCUAGGAAUUGGUGCCACCCCUUUGAUUAGCAUACUCAAAGGCAUGCUAAAUAACAUUAAGCAGCAACAAGACAUAGAAAAUGGAGUGCUCGAAAGUAGAGUCAAGACUAACAAGAAAAAACAUUUUGCCACCAAGCAAGCCUAUUUCUAUUGGGUUACUCGGGAGCAAGGUUCCUUCGAAUGGUUCAAAGGGUUGAUGAAUGAGAUAGCAGAGAAUGAUAAGGAAGGAGUGAUUGAGCUUCACAACUAUUGCACCGGUGUGUAUAAAGAGGGAGAUGAUGGUUCUGCUUUGAUCACAAUGCUUCAAUCCCUCUACCAAUCCAAAUAUGGCGUGGAUAAAGUUUCUGAGACAAGGGUCAAGACACAUUUUGGUAGACCAAAUUGGCGAAAUGUCUUUGAACAUGUUUCUCUCAAACACCCUGACAAAAGAGUCGGUGUUUUUUACUGCGGGGCUCAUGGAUUGAUUGGAGAACUAAAAAGGCUUUCCCUAGACUUUUCAAGAAAAACCAGCACAAAGUUUGAUUUUCACAAAGAGAAUUUUUAGACACCUGUCAUAUUUUUUUCCCUUUCAAUGUGACAAUACAUAGAUAUAUAUAGUUCAUAGUUGGAUCAAAUUUGCAGUAGAGCUACAUGUUUAGCUAGGUGCUUUUGCCAAGUGAUAUUGUCUUCACAUGUAGUAUGAAGUGGAUCGUGAAGUUGAGUGCUCUUAGAUAAAUCAUCAAUUAACUAUGAGUUAUCUAUUUAUGUAAUAAUUUUGUAGAAUAAAUAUGAUUUUUUCCUCUUUUCGUUUC
Messenger RNA from Lotus japonicus, 2679 nucleotides. Its product is annotated as respiratory burst oxidase homolog protein B-like. The transcript has 12 exons. NCBI's taxonomy places the organism in Eukaryota, Viridiplantae, Streptophyta, Magnoliopsida, Fabales, Fabaceae. Bases 57 to 2432 code for a protein of 791 amino acids. The record is from RefSeq and is a predicted model, not a curated record. Gene Ontology annotation, molecular function: calcium ion binding; NAD(P)H oxidase H2O2-forming activity; peroxidase activity. Gene Ontology annotation, cellular component: plasma membrane.